AUGGCUGCUGGUCUAAAAUGGUUUCAAAUUUGUCGGACUGGGGACCAAUCAUUUAAUGAAAAACAAUUUUUUGAUUAUGAUGCUUAUACUUGUGCUCGUCUACACGAAAAAUUAGCAGACUUGAGGCCCUGUUUUGGGAGACGUUUUGGCCAUCUAGUAUGUGGACAGAAUUUUAGAAUGCUCUCCUUCGGCCUUUUCUGUAUUUUAUGUAUUGGAGCUAUUAUUGGAGGAAUAACAACAAAUAAAAAUAAUGCUUCAAUUGUUAAACUUGAAGCGACACACUUUUUAUUACCCAAAAGUCAAAGUCAAUUAUUUAUAGAAAAUUUCCAUUUCUCCUUUCCUAAAUAUGAGGAUUUUAUUGAAAUCAAUUUUGACGGCCCUCUAGACUAUGAAGAAAGAAAAGAACAAAUUUCUGGUCUCCUAAAUUGGCCAAUAGAAAUUGGGUUGGCAAAUAGAGCAGUUAGUUGGUUAAUUGAAUUUGAAAAGUUCAAGAAAACUGUAGCGUAUAGAAUCGAUGAGGUAAAUAAAUAUAAAUUAAUAUUUAAAUAUUAA
Meloidogyne enterolobii is the source of this 552-nucleotide messenger RNA. The record is from the annotation of a GenBank genome assembly. Lineage: Eukaryota; Metazoa; Nematoda; Chromadorea; Rhabditida; Meloidogynidae.